AUGUCUACUAAAUUUUCCAGAAAAAAUUCACUAAUUUACUUACCUGGAGGUGAAAUAUUUCGUCGUGUGUCAAAUAGUAUUCGUGGGGCUGGAGUUAUUGAUGCUGUAGCUCAAGCUGCUUUUAAUGAAAAAAAAUGGGUCUGGGUUGAGGAUAAGAAUGAUGGUUAUGUUGCUGGUUAUAUUACAAAAGAAAUAGGGAAUCAAGUGGAAGUCCAUUUUAAUGACUAUUCGUCCCGCAUUGUUGACGUGGACGAAACCGAAAAAAUGAAUCCACCUAAAUUUGACAAAGUUGAAGAUAUGGCUGAUCUAACUUAUCUAAAUGAAGCAUCUAUUAUACAUAAUCUACGACAAAGAUAUUUUUCAGAUUAUUUUUAUACAUAUUCAGGGCUCUUUUUGGUCGCAGUGAAUCCUUAUCAUGAUUUCCCAAUAUAUACAGAUGAAAUCAUACAAUCUUAUAAAGGUAAACGUAGACAUGAAAUGCCACCUCAUAUAUACGCUAUAGCCGAUUCUGCUUAUCACAAUAUGCUACAAGAGCGUGAAAAUCAAUCAAUUCUAAUAACCGGAGAAUCUGGUGCAGGAAAAACUGUAAACACAAAAAAAGUUAUUCAAUAUAUAGCAGCAAUUGCUAGUGAUAGCUCAAAGAAGUUGGGUAAACUUGAGCAACAAAUACUUCAAGCUAAUCCUAUACUAGAAGCAUUCGGAAAUGCUCAAACUAUCAGAAAUAAUAAUUCCUCUCGUUUCGGGAAAUUUAUUAGGAUCGAAUUCAAUUCGUAUGGUCAAAUUGCUGGUGCCAAUAUUGAAAGAUAUUUAUUAGAGAAAUCCCGUGUCACACAUCAGACUCCUGAAGAACGUAACUUUCACAUUUUUUAUCAAUUAUUAAAAGGAGCUCCACAAGAAUUCAAAAAGGAUUUCUUGUUGGAUGAUACAUUGGAUGAUUAUCGAUUUACAAAAUUUUCAAGACAAGAUAUUGAUGGUGUUGACGAUUCAAUUGAAUUUAAUAAUCUUAUGGAUGCUAUGAAUAUAAUAGGGAUGACAAUUGAAGAACAAAUGAAUUUGUUUCGUGUAAUAGCAGCAAUCUUACAUCUUGGAAACAUUAAAGUGACAUCUAAUCGUGACGACCAAGCUCAAAUACCAGAAACAUCUGUAUCGGAAAAAGUUUGUCAUCUUCUUGGUAUACAUGUAUCGGAUUUUAUUAAAGGUCUAGUCAAACCUCAAGUUAAAGCUGGUCGCGAAUGGGUUGCCCAAUCGCGCACAAAAGAACAAGUCUUAUACUCGAUAGAUGCUUUGGCAAAGUCAUUAUAUGAAAGAAAUUUUGGUGCGUUGGUAGAACGAAUUAAUAAGGCUACCGAUAGACCAACCAAUAAAUCUAAUUUUAUUGGCGUAUUGGAUAUUGCUGGUUUUGAAAUAUUUCAGACAAACAGUUUUGAACAAUUAUGUAUAAAUUAUACCAAUGAAAAAUUACAACAAUUUUUCAACCAUCAUAUGUUUGUAUUGGAACAAGAAGAAUAUAGACGUGAAAGUAUUGAAUGGAAAUUUAUCGAUUUUGGUUUGGAUCUACAACCAACGAUCGAUUUAAUUGAAAAAGUUAAUCCGGUGGGAAUAUUGUCAUGUCUUGAUGAAGAAUGUGUUAUGCCAAAAGCAACUGACAAAACUUUUGUAGAAAAAUUACAUAGUUUAUGGAAAGACAAAUCAUCAAUAUAUCAAGUUCCGCGUUUUCAGCAAGGUUUCAUAUUACAACAUUAUGCUGCUAAAGUAGAGUACAGAACUGAAGGAUGGCUUAAUAAAAACAAAGAUCCGUUGAACGAAAAUAUUACUAAACUACUGGCUUACUCAAAUUGCGAAUAUAUUGCAUCUUUAUUCCAAGAUUUUUAUGGUGACAACAAUAACAUUAUAGAUUAUGGAACAAAAAAUCGUGUUAAACGUGGUGCCUUUAGAACUGUAGGACAUCGCCACAAAGAACAAUUACAUUCAUUAAUGAAACAAUUAUACUCAACUCAUCCACAUUUUGUCCGAUGUAUUGUUCCUAAUGAAGAGAAAAAGCCAGGAAAGAUUUAUGUGCCAUUAGUACUUGAUCAAUUAAGAUGUAAUGGUGUUCUUGAAGGCAUUAGGAUAUGUCGUACUGGAUUCCCUAAUCGAUUGGGGUUUGUCGAAUUUCGUCAACGUUAUGAAAUCUUGGUCCCAGGGAUUAUUCCUGAUGGAUUUAUUGACGGCAGAGAGGCUGCACGGCAAUUAUUGGAGGCUUUUAAUCUGGAUAGUUCACAAUAUCGUAUUGGAUUAAGCAAAUUGGCAGAAUUAGAAGAAAUAAGAGAUGGCAAAUUAGCGCAUGUUUUUACACGUUUUCAAGCAUAUUGUCGUGGUCAUUUGGCAAGAAAACAAUAUGAAAUAUUAUCUAAAAAAGUUCAAGCAGCACGGAUCAUCCAAAAGAAUGUAAGGGUUUAUAACCAAUUAAGAAAGAAUUCAUGGUGGAAUCUUUAUUCCAAAGUCAAACCGACCUUGAAUACUACUCGUUGGGAGGAACAAAUAAAACUUAGGGAUAAUCGUAUACGCGAAUUGGAGGAGAGAUUGAAAUUCGAGACCCAGGAACGGGAAAGACUUGAAGCCUUAACUGUGCAAUUGGAAUCUGAAAAGACGGUGUUGGAAGAAACAUUGGACGACGAGAGAGUUUUAGCUCAGGGUAACGAGGAAAUAUUAGCUCAAACUCGACAACGAGAACGAGAUUUAGAGGAGGAAGUUGAUGAGUUGACAGAAGAGGUAGAGAAACUCGAAGGAGAAUGUGAACAAUUGGCAAGGUCUAAGGAAACACUUGAAAAUCAAAUGCAAGAACUUGGAUUGCUAGAUGCACCAGAUCAAUUAUUGGUAUUGAAAGAGGCUGAAGAGACACAAAAAGAAGUUAUUAGGCUUGAACGAGCUAAUAAAGCACUUCAGGUUGAGCUUGAUGAAUUGAAAGAGAAAUUGGAAGAUGAGAGGACCGAGAAACAAAAAGGUUCGAUGAACCGACGAAAACUUAUGUCACAGUUACAAGAAUAUCAGAUGAAACUUGAAACAGAUACUCAAAAAUAUAGUGGAUGGGAAGAUUCAGUGGCAUCAUAUAGAGAAAAGAUUACAUCACUGGCCUCAAAUCUUGAGUCGUCAGAAUUGGCACGAAUAAAAGCAGAAAAAUCUGAAGGUCUACUGAAACUCCAUAUAAACGAACUUGAAGAAUCAAUGGUCGAAAUAUGUAUUAGUAAUUUUAUGAAAAUUCAAGAAUUACUAAAAUUUUCCAUCUCUUCAGGGAAAUCCGAAUAA
Entrophospora sp. SA101 is the source of this 3285-nucleotide messenger RNA. NCBI's taxonomy places the organism in Eukaryota, Fungi, Glomeromycota, Glomeromycetes, Entrophosporales, Entrophosporaceae. The record is from the annotation of a GenBank genome assembly.